Messenger RNA from Angiostrongylus costaricensis, 342 nucleotides. The record is from the annotation of a GenBank genome assembly. Lineage: Eukaryota; Metazoa; Nematoda; Chromadorea; Rhabditida; Metastrongylidae.
AUGGAAAUCAAGGCAUCUGAGUGGAUGUUCCGCCUUCUGCACAUGAAAAUAAUAGUUGUCGCGAUAUUCGGGCAAGCACUUGAGAAUGUGUGGUGUUGUCGUAGUGUUUGUGUUCGAAAGCGGGGAAAAGAGCAGAAUCAAGCAAAUCAGACGGCUCCCGCUUUGACCGGUUCGACAGAUAAACACGAACGUCCAUCGUGUAACUGCUGCUUCUACCCACUUAAGAACACUUGGGGAAUGGUCAUCGACUGCGCUAUAAAAAAUCCCCUAUAUAUAAUCAACUCUCUAGAAGAAUGGUCUCAGCUUCAGACGAAAGCAGAACAGUGCGUGAACAAAAUGUGA